This is a messenger RNA of Onychomys torridus (southern grasshopper mouse), 984 nucleotides long. Its product is annotated as paired immunoglobulin-like type 2 receptor beta-2. Lineage: Eukaryota; Metazoa; Chordata; Mammalia; Rodentia; Cricetidae. The transcript is spliced from 6 exons. The annotation marks the transcript as partial. Gene Ontology annotation, molecular function: MHC class I protein binding. The record is from RefSeq and is a predicted model, not a curated record.
AUGGUGGGAGACACAAUGAGAAAAGACGAAGAGAGGAAGCACAGGAGUAGAGGAAACCUGGAGGGUCCCUCACAGAUCCUCCUCUCCUGCCUGGUAGCUCUUCUGGUCUCACUUCCUGGAGGGAAUCAGGCCAUGGCUUGGAUCCUGCUUCUGCUGCUGUCAGCUGCAUGCCUGCAAGCUGGUGACAGGAUCCAACAGAGAAAGACCCUUGUGGUCAACCAACCAGCACGCCUCGCUGGUGUCCAGGGCGGCUCCAUCGAGAUCCCCUUCUCCUUCUACUUCCCCUGGGAGUUGGCAGAGGAUCCAAAGAUGAAGAUUCUCUGGAGAUGGAAGAUCUUCCAUGGGGAAUUUAUCUACAUCUCCUCCUCGAGAUUCAUACAUAAGCAUUUCAAGAACCGGCUCAUCCUGAACUGGACACAGCCUCAGACAUCUGGAGUCCUCAGAAUCCUGAACUUGAAGAAGGAGGACCAGACCGUGUACUUCUGCGGAGUUCAUCUGAACACAAAAGAAGGCAUUGAGUUCUGGCAGUCCACUGAAGGGACUCAACUGACCAUCACACCUGCCCCCAAGACCACUUCUGCAAGCCCCACCACUGCAACUUCUGCACUCACCAGAACUGCCCUCACAGUCACAGAAGGGAAGAAGAGCGGACAGAAAGAGAGCCUGGGUCCGGGAACCACAGUUGGGUUGGCAGUGGCUGCUGCUGUACUCCUGGCUGGGGUUUUGGGAGUGAUGGUGUUCCUCAGGUGGAGGAGAAGGAGAGAUGUGCUUUUGCUGCACAAGCUGAACCAGGAAGGAGACAGGAAAGCGAACAGGAUUGUGGACACUUAUACCGUCUUUGACCAAAAUCACUGCCCAGGUGAGAAACCCGGGAUCUGGAUGGCAGCAGGUCAGCUGGAGAGAACUCAGCGUCUGGACAGUGUCUCUCGCAAGGUCUGUCGGCUGGAGAACUUAGCUGAUGUCCCCGAUGGGUCUUUGGCACUG